Molecule: messenger RNA, 4761 nt
Organism: Henningerozyma blattae CBS 6284
Lineage: Eukaryota; Fungi; Ascomycota; Saccharomycetes; Saccharomycetales; Saccharomycetaceae
Gene: MYO2
Product: myosin 2
Exons: 1
Coding region: 1-4761 (1586 amino acids)
Biological process (GO): actin filament organization; vesicle transport along actin filament
Cellular component (GO): myosin complex; cytoplasm; actin cytoskeleton
Molecular function (GO): ATP binding; actin filament binding; microfilament motor activity
Source: RefSeq, a predicted model, not a curated record
AUGUCUUAUGAAGUGGGUACCCGUUGUUGGUUGCCAGACACCGAGAAAGGUUGGAUAGGUUGUGAGAUUACUAAUAUUAAAAAUACAAAUGAUACAAAAGCACCUUAUAUAAUCGAAUGUACAUGUGAAGAUGGUACAAUAAUACCUAUCGAAUCAAGUACUUUGGAUAUAUCAACAGACAUAUUGGAUGAUGAUGAAGCAAACAAAAAUUUGCCACUUUUAAGAAACCCUCCCAUUUUAGAAUCCACUGAUGACUUAACUUCCUUAUCUUAUUUAAAUGAACCUGCUGUUUUGAACGCCAUUAAACAAAGAUAUUCUCAGUUGAAUAUUUACACAUACUCAGGUAUAGUUCUUAUUGCCACAAACCCCUUUGAUAGAAUGGAUCAAUUAUAUUCUCAAGAUAUGAUCCAAGCUUAUGCUGGCAAACGUAGAGGAGAAAUGGAGCCUCAUUUGUUUGCCAUUGCUGAAGAAGCCUAUAGCCUUAUGAAAAACGAUAAAAAAAAUCAAACUAUCGUCGUUUCUGGUGAAUCUGGUGCUGGUAAGACCGUCUCUGCUAAAUAUAUUAUGAGAUAUUUUGCCUCUGUCGAAGAAGAAUUUUAUUCUCAAACUGAUGAUCAUCAACGUCAAGUGGAAAUGUCUGAAACUGAAGAGAAAAUUCUGGCAACAAACCCAAUUAUGGAAUCCUUUGGUAAUGCAAAGACCACUAGAAAUGACAACUCAUCAAGAUUCGGUAAAUAUUUGGAGAUCUUAUUCGACGAUCAUACCGCUAUUAUUGGUGCAAAGAUGAGAACAUAUUUAUUAGAAAGAUCAAGACUGGUGUACCAACCUGCAAUUGAAAGAAACUAUCAUAUUUUUUACCAAAUCUUAAAGGGUCUUCCACAAGACAUGAAGGACCAAUUAUAUUUAAAGGAUGCCAAGGAUUAUUUUUAUACAAAUCAAGGUGGUGACAAUGAAAUUAAUGGUGUCGAUGACGCCAAGGAAUUUAAAAUUACUACUGAUGCAUUAACUUUAGUUGGUAUCGAUCAAGAAACUCAAAACCAAUUGUUUAAAAUAUUGGCAUCUCUUUUACAUAUCGGUAAUAUAGAAUUGAAAAAAACUAAAAAUGAUGCUUCUUUAUCUUCUGAUGAACCAAAUUUAAAAAUUGCAUGUGAAUUGUUAGGUAUCGAUCCUUCAAAUUUUGCAAAAUGGAUUACCAAAAAACAAAUCAUUACAAGAUCUGAAAAAAUCGUCUCUAAUUUAAAUUAUUCUCAAGCAAUUGUUUCAAGAGAUUCUGUUGCUAAAUUCAUUUAUUCUGGUCUUUUCGAUUGGUUAGUUGAUAACAUCAAUACAGUUCUUUGUAACCCUGAUGUAGAAGAUAAAAUCGCCACUUUUAUUGGUGUUUUAGAUAUAUACGGGUUUGAACAUUUUGAUAAAAAUUCUUUUGAACAAUUCUGUAUUAAUUAUGCAAAUGAAAAAUUACAACAAGAAUUUAACCAACAUGUAUUUAAAUUAGAACAAGAAGAAUAUAUUAAUGAACAAAUUGAAUGGUCCUUUAUCGAAUUUAAUGACAACCAGCCUUGUAUUGAUUUAAUCGAAAACAAAUUAGGUAUCCUUUCUUUAUUAGAUGAAGAAAGUAGAUUACCUGCAGGUUCUGAUGAAUCUUGGACUCAAAAAUUAUACCAAACUUUAGAUAAACCACCAACUAAUAAAGUUUUCAAAAAACCAAGAUUUGGUCAAACAAAAUUCGUUGUAAGCCAUUACGCUAUCGAUGUCGCUUAUGAUACUGAAGGUUUCAUCGAAAAGAAUAGAGAUACCGUUUCUGAUGGCCAUUUAGAAGUAUUAAGAGCCUCCACAAAUCAAACUUUAUUAAACAUCCUAAAUACAAUGGAUAGAAAGAAUAAUGAAGAUGAUACUUCCAAAAGUAAAACUGAUGAUUUUAAGGGCAAAAAACUAGUUGGUAGAGCAGCUGCUAAGAAACCUACUUUAGGUUCCAUGUUUAAAAAAUCUUUAGUUGAAUUAAUGACUACAAUUAAUUCUACAAAUGUUCAUUACAUUCGUUGUAUUAAACCAAAUAAUGAAAAAGAACCUUGGAAAUUUGAUAAUUUAAUGGUUUUAUCUCAAUUGAGAGCAUGUGGUGUUCUUGAAACUAUUAGAAUCUCUUGUGCAGGGUUCCCCACAAGAUGGACGUUUAAUGAAUUCGUAUUGAGAUAUUACUUCCUUUUAUCUUCUGAUAAAUGGAUUCAUAUUUUCCAAAAUCAAGAUACCACUGAAACAGAUAUCAUUGACUUGUGUAAAAAAAUUCUACAUGAAACUGUUAAGGAUUCUCAAAAGUAUCAGAUUGGUAAUACUAAAAUCUUCUUCAAAGCUGGUAUGUUAGCUUAUUUGGAAAAAUUAAGAUCCGAUAAAAUGCAUCAAUCAUCUGUAUUGAUUCAAAAGAAUAUUAGAGCUAAACAUUACAGAAAGAAAUAUUUAGCAACCAUAACUUCUAUAAAACUUCUUCAAAGUGCUGUUAAUGGUGUUGUUGUUAGAAAGAGAGUUGACCACAAAUUAAAAACAAGAGCUGCCACGACAAUCCAAUCAUUAUAUAGAGGGUUUGCUGCUCGUAAACAAUUCAAUUCAAUUAUUACAAGCGUUAUUCGUAUUCAAUCAAAGGUUAGACAAAAAUUGGCCCAACAAGAAGUUCACGCAAAGCGUCAAAAUAUUGCUGCUGUGAAUAUUCAAAAGAGAAUUAGAUCUUUCAAACCAAGAUCUAACUUUAUCAAUAUGAGAAGAUCAACUGUUGUUGUUCAAUCAUUAAUUAGAAGAAAGUUUGCCAAACAAAAAUUAUCUAAAUUGAAAUCUGAAGCUAAAUCUUUGAAUCAUCUACAAGAGGUUAGUUAUAAAUUAGAAAACAAGGUUGUUGAAUUAACUCAAAAUCUUGCCUCAAGAGUUAAAGAAAAUAAAGACUUAACUAUUCGUAUUAAAGAUCUACAAAAAUCAUUGAAUGAUACAACUCUACUAAAAGAACAAUUAGAUAACGCUAAAAUCCAACGUGAAGAAGCUUUAUUGAAACAAAAAGAUGAAAAUGAUGUAGAAUUGAAGGAAAUUGAAGAUAAAUUGGCUCUAGCUAAACAAGAAAUUGAAAACAAGAAGCAAGAAAUUGAAGAAAUUAAGAUUAAGCAUGAUGAAUUAAAACAAGAAUCGAUCAAACAACUAGCAGAAUUGAAUGAAGCUAGACAACAAUUAGCUGAUUCUAGAACAGAAAAUAACGAUUUACAAAAUGAAGUUCUUUCACUAAAAGAAGAAAUCACUCGUUUACAAGCUUCUAUGACCACAGCCACACUAUCUGCUGCUGCCUUGGCUCAUACCCCAAGCAGAGGAAGCAAUUCUAAUAAUGGAUCUAACUUAUUCCCAAUGAAUUCUCCAAGAUCUCCAAAUAAGAUAGAAACUCCACAAACUCCAUUGAACGAUUCAAUCUCCAAGAAUGUAGAAAAUAACGAUAUUGAUGAUGCUAUGUCAACGAAGAGUACGUUAUCAGAAAUUGAUGAUGAAAUAUAUAAAAUGCUACAAGAAACUGCCACUUUAAAUGCCGAAAUUACUAACGGUUUAUUAAAAGGCUACAAAGUUCCACACCUUGGUGUUGCCACUAAUAUUACUAACAAAGAGAUUUUAUACCCAUCUAGAAUCAUUAUCAUUGUCUUAAGUGAUAUGUGGAGAUUAGGUUUAACUCAACAAAGUGAAGUAUUCUUAGCAGAGGUUCUACAAACAAUUCAAAGUAUUGUAUUUACCUUAAAAGGUGGUGAUAUUAUUGCAGGUGGUGCCUUUUGGUUGACAAACGUUCAUGAAUUAUAUUCAUUUGUUGUUUUUGCUUUGCAAUCCAUUGAUAACGAUGAUGCUUAUAAGAAUGGUCUAGAUCAAGGUGAGAUCAAAGAAUAUUUGAAUUUAGUUACUGAACUAAAGGAUGAUUUUGAAUCUUUAAGCUACAACGUUUAUAAUUUGUGGAUGAAGAAAUUAGAAAAAGAAUUGCAAAAAAUGGUUAUCCAAGCAGUUAUAUUAUCAGAAGCAUUACCAGGUUUCCAAGAAAAGAGUAACAGUUUAUUACCAAAGAUUUUUGGUUCUACACCAACCUAUAAGAUGGAUAACAUUUUAAAUUUCUUAAACAAUAUUUAUUGGAGUAUGAAAUCAUUCAAGAUAGAAAAUGAAGUUUUCCGUCAAAUCAUUGUAACAUUAUUAAAUUUCAUUGAUUCAACUUGUUUUAAUGAUUUGAUUAUGAGACGUAACUUUUUGUCAUGGAAGCGUGGUAUUCAAUUAAAUUAUAAUAUUACAAGAUUAGAAGAAUGGUGUAAAGCUCAUCAUAUUGCUGAUGGUGCUGAUCAUUUGAAACACUUGAUUCAAACAGCCAAACUAUUGCAAUUGAGAAAACAAACAGUAGACGAUAUUCUAAUUUUAAGGGAAAUUUGUAAUGCUUUAACCCCAAUGCAAUUGCAAAAACUAAUGUCCUUGUAUAGUAUUGCUGAUUAUGAAGAACCAAUUCCUACAGAUAUCAUGAAUUAUGUCGCAGAUUUCGUAAAGAAUGAAACAGCUCAUUCAUCUACAGGUAAAUCCAAGAUUCAUAGUGAUGAAAUUUUAUUGCAUAUUCCAAAUGGUCCAUUUGAAGAUCCAUUUAGAAAGACAGGUACUAGGGAGUUUGGUAGAAUUGAAGCAUAUAUUCCAUCAUGGUUAGAUUUGCCAUUAACUCAAAGAAUUGUCAGCUUGGUUACCAAAUACGUUUCCAUUCAAGAUUCCUCAAACAAUAGAGCUUAA